Molecule: messenger RNA, 1497 nt
Organism: Lolium rigidum
Lineage: Eukaryota; Viridiplantae; Streptophyta; Magnoliopsida; Poales; Poaceae
Exons: 5
Coding region: 428-1309 (293 amino acids)
Source: RefSeq, a predicted model, not a curated record
UGGAUGAACUGGGGAAAAGGACGGGCCCUCCGGAACUUCGCGAGGUCUGGCUCGUGCUCCACUUGGCUUCUUCCCUUCCCCAUCCCAUAUCAAUCAUCGCAAACCGAACCAAAGAUCGCCGGAGCGGCUGUUCUUCGCUUCUUCCUCUUCCGGUCCGUCCAUUCCGGAGCCAAUCGCCACAUCACUCGAGCCCCAGUUCGUCCGUUUCCUUCCUCCGAGGUUUGUUAGAUCUUGCUCCAGGGCGUGACAAGCGGGCUUUGCUUUUCCUUCCAAUGGGAAGCAGUAACCAAGACCCGGGGAUGAGCCUCCGGACGGAUGGCUGGCUGCGGAAACCUGUCGAUAGCCUCAUGCAGAUCCCGGAUAAGAUUCAGAACUCUCUCAAGGUUGGUUGCUUCUUGACCAGCUGCAUUUGGGGCGUUUCUUGAAGAUGGGCGACGGUGGUGAUGUCAAGGCUCAAAUGUCGUCAGAGAAGGUCAGGGGAUUAUGUAGUGCUGCUGCUGCUGCUGCAGAUGUUAGAUUGGAGAAGCAGCUCCAGGCUUGGAGAAAUGACCCUAGUUGGACUGAUCAUCCUCCAGAAAUCAAGGUCACUGUACCACAAGGCUCUCUUUGCAAUCUUAAUUUGAGAUUUGAGGCAGGAUUACCACCUGAUGCAGUUUACAACAUUAUAAUUGAUCCUGAGAACAAAAGAGUGUUCAAAAAUAUCAAGGAAGUGGUAUCAAGGAAGGUCUUGCUUGAUGAAGGAUCAAGGCAGGUAGUUGAAGUGGAGCAGGCAGCCAUAUGGAAAUUCCUCUGGUGGUCUGGCAUCUUGUCAGUCCAUGUUUUUGUUGACCAGAACAGAAGAAAUCACACUGUGAAAUUCAAACAAGGAAGAAGUGGUUUUAUGAAGAAAUUUGAGGGUUGCUGGAAAAUAGAGCCCCUCUUUGUUGACAAGGAAGCAUGCCUUCCUCUUGAUCCAAAUACGCUGGAAGAAUAUGAUUCUUGUACUGCCGGCAGAGGAAGAGUUGGAUCUGCCAUCACCUUGGAUCAGCUUAUUGAACCUGCUAUCUUACCUCCACAGCCCAUUGCAUGGUAUGUGAGAGGAAUUACCGCGAAGACAACGGAGAUGCUGGUCAAUGACCUGAUAGCGGAAACCGCUCGGGUUCGGGGCGUGGCAAGCAACGUUGAUAACAAGCACUAUACUGAAGAAAACUGUGAUAUUAGUAAUGACCUCCUAACAGAUGAGUGUGGCGAUAUUAAGGAACGGUGGCGCCAGAGAAGAAAGUCUGGACGACAUGGAAAUUCUCUUAGAUCGGCAAGACAAGAAGUAUAAACUGCGAAGCCUAGAUGGAGUCAUUGUUUACAACCAAGUUAGUGUGUAUGUUACAAUCUCGUUGUUGAUAGUGUAGUGUUUGUUGAGUUCUGGAUUAUUAACAGUGGUAUAUGCAAUAUUACUAAUAACAUCAUGUUCCCUGUUAUUCUGGAUGAACAUGUCUACGAUAGUGUUGAACUGUAACUGUC